Messenger RNA from Peromyscus californicus insignis, 1066 nucleotides. It is a transcript of the gene Higd1b, whose product is annotated as HIG1 hypoxia inducible domain family member 1B. The coding region runs from base 617 to 985 and encodes 122 amino acids. The transcript has 5 exons. Lineage: Eukaryota; Metazoa; Chordata; Mammalia; Rodentia; Cricetidae. Gene Ontology annotation, biological process: mitochondrial respirasome assembly. Gene Ontology annotation, cellular component: mitochondrion. The record is from RefSeq and is a predicted model, not a curated record.
CAGAGGGCAGCCUACUGGUUGAACCCCUCCUCUGAGAACUGGGACUUCAGCUAUGAUCAGAGCAGACAUUUUUUAGGAGUUUACAAGGAGAUCAGGAUGAGGUAGCAAUAGGUUGGUGAACAGUUUGAGGACCAGAAUUUGUUCCUUUAGUUUUGAGGUGUAAAAUACGUCAGUGUCCCAUCCUUGACAUCUGGCCCAGUGGCUUAGUUAACCAGUGUUGCAUCUGCUGGGAAGAGCUUGGGCUCCCUAGAGUCAGCUCUUGCACUGUUGCUCCCUUAGGAGCAACUGUCAACAGAUCCAAGACUGAAGGGGCCCCAAGAUUCAAGGACUGCUCCAGUCUACUCUGGGGUUUCCAGCUGUUUUUCUUGGCCAGAGGAUCACACCCAUCGGGAUGCAGAUAGGGAGCAGGGAGCAGGAAGCAGGAAGCAGAACAGUGAAGUCAGAUGAAGUGGAGAGGAGGUAGAUCAGAUGUUGAGGAGGACAUGAAAGUAGCCACCAGCAGCCCAAACACUGGACAGAGAACACCCAGAGGGGCAUCUUCUCAAGUGCAGGCUGUGCUGGGCAUGGGCUGGGCUGAAGCCUAGGCACACAGCGGCUAACAUCUGGACCCGGGAUCAUGUCUGCCAACAAGGGCUGGUGGGUGCCACCUGAGGGUGAGGACAACCUGUCUGAGAAGUUUCUAAGGAAGACCAGGGAGUCUCCACUGGUGCCUAUAGGCCUAGGAGGCUGCCUGGUGGUAGCAGCGUACAGGAUUUACCGGCUGAAGGCUCGAGGUUCCACCAAGCUGUCCAUACAUCUGAUUCACACCCGAGUGGCAGCACAGGCAUGUGCUGUGGGUGCGAUCAUGCUCGGGUUCCCCAUUGGUCACUGUUGCUGGGCAAUGGGACAGUACGAAGACAGCCUGCUUCAUGAAUUUUCCAGAGGUGCCAUGUACACAAUGUACAGAGAUUAUAUGAAGAGGGUGUCAGAGGAUCCUGACAAGUAGAGGACUCCUGAGGUGGCAGGAUGGCCCAAUUCCCCAGUGGUCUCUGUAUGUGCCUAAUAAAGCCAUGUUGAAGAAAGUGAA